This is a messenger RNA of Fusarium graminearum PH-1, 657 nucleotides long. RefSeq lists its product as uncharacterized. The coding region runs from base 1 to 657 and encodes 218 amino acids. Lineage: Eukaryota; Fungi; Ascomycota; Sordariomycetes; Hypocreales; Nectriaceae. The record is from RefSeq and is a predicted model, not a curated record. The transcript is spliced from 3 exons.
AUGGGGGAUUUAUUGAUAGUCAAGUUACAGGUGAUUCUGAUCCCAGAACAGAUCAAGUCCGACAACCGGAAUACAACCUUUGAAUCUCGCUUGACUUUGAUCGCGUUGAUAGUGGAUUGUUCACUACUGCACUCCGUACUUGUUGCGGACCACAGAAAGCGGUUGCAAGCUCUCUCAAAGAAGGAAGGAAGGAAGGAAGGAGCAUCGCAGGUCGAGACUCAAGAGGCAGGUGCUACAAGGUCACGCUUUCUAUCACCUCAUCACAACUCCCGGUCGCCUUUCUCAGCUCACUCAACACCUCAGCAAGUCCCUAUUCCACUUCAACUUCCACUAUGGAGACACGCUAAACCAGGGAAGCAUGGCGUCGAUCUUCCAAAAUACAAACUAACAAACACUAACUUACCUAAGAUUAAUGUCCCCCCUCAAUACCAAUCGUUAGCGGUGCAGCAAGCGUCCCGUUCAGCCUGCUUGCGUUUGCGCGGACAAUCAGUUGUGGCUCCUUUCCUAACAGGAGCCGUCUCUGAAGCCGUUGCAACGCUAACCAAAGACACAUUGGCCCAGGAACAAUUUAAUACUGGCAUGCGGGAAAAACAACUGUCAGGGGCGCUAGAAUGGCCAACAAGCCAAUGUGAACUCUCGCCUCAAGCCACCGGAUAA